CAGUCCAAAAGAAAAUGGGGUUUGGUGUAAAUCUGGGGGUGUAAUGUUAUCAUAUAUCACGCUACCUCGUAAAACCGACACCGAAGCCUACCGGACAACAAAUCACAUCAAAAUUAUGAGUUCUUCGUAUUAUGUGAACGCUCUUUUUAGCAAAUAUACGACGGGCGCUGCUUCCCUCUUCCAAAAUGCGGAGCCCACGUCUUGCUCCUUUGCUACCAACUCCCAGAGAAGCGGCUAUGGACCAGGCGCUGGCGCCUUCGCCUCCUCCAUGCCCGGCUUGUACAAUGUGAACAGCACCCUAUAUCAGAGCCCGUUCUCGUCCGGAUACGGCCUGGGCUCAGAUGCCUACAACCUGCAUUGCUCCUCUUUUGAUCAGAACAUUCCGGUCCUCUGCAGUGACUUAACCAAACCCAGCUGUGAGAAAGCGGAGGAAGGCACCCUGCCCAGCCAGGCUGAGAGUAAUUUCCGGAUAUACCCCUGGAUGAGGUCUUCAGGUCCGGAUAGGAAGCGGGGGCGCCAGACCUACACCCGUUACCAGACCCUGGAGCUGGAGAAGGAGUUCCACUUCAACCGCUAUCUGACCCGCCGGCGGAGGAUAGAGAUCGCCCACGCCCUGUGCCUCACCGAGAGGCAGAUCAAGAUCUGGUUCCAAAACAGGCGCAUGAAAUGGAAGAAGGAGCAUAAAGAGGAGCCCGCAGAGGCCGGGGCCGCCACCGCCAAGGACAGCCCCUCGGCCACAGCCUCGGUGGAGAAAGUGGAGGAAGAGGAGGAUGAAGAGGAAGAGUAGCGUGGCCCGGCUUGCCGGCGGCUAGAGAAAGUUGGCCGGCCCUGUGUGCCCGUGACUGUUGUAAACGCUCUCUCGCAAAGCCAACCAAGAGUUAUCAUAAUCAUAAAAGGAGACCCUUGUAAUGGCCAUUCUUAGCUCAGAUGCCUUCCACUGGUCUUCCGCAUCCCCAGAGCGCCCUACAUCACGCCCUGUGUAAACUAGGAGUAACUUUUCACUAAGCAACCCGGACUGCUUUUGUCUGGGUUGCCCAGGCCUCUAUUUAAAACGUUGCAUUUUUUUUUAAAAAAAGAGUGUUACUGUAUUUCUGACUGAAAAAAAAGUAAUUGGUUACUUGCACAUGUGGGGGGGGGAGGGGAUCCUUUAACCCCCACACCCACAAAAGUUAACGCUUCCAAAUAAACUACCUGAUUGUAUUGGUCCCAACCAGUCCCUAAAAGGUGGGAGUGCAUUAGGAUCAUUUGCAAACUACCUAAUUUAGACUGAAGGUUUAUUUCCUUCCAUUUAUUGUGGGAUUUAUUUUCUUUUAUUUUCUUUUGGGUUAAGAUAACCUGGGGUUGGGAAUUGAAAGGGGAGGAAAAGGAAAUAACCCUUGAAAAAUAAUAACUGAACCACUAGACUCAACAGCAGCGACUUGUACUACCUAUUCUCAAAACUACCUAUUAACUAGCUCCGCCUACCUAUCGCCUACCUAUCUCCAAAGCCCUACUGUAUUUUACUGAUGAGGAAAGAGAUUCGUGCACGCAUUACUUGCCUGCAGGAUCUAAAAGGUAGAGAAGGCGGCAUCAAAGGGGGAGGGGAGGGGGAUAUGGCGCCUUCAUAGCUCCAAUAGAGAAAUUGGGGCCGAGUAUUGCUGAGUGUAAUUUAAAAAAAAAGUAAAACAAAAUAAUAUAUUUAUUCCAAGUCUGUUAUUAAGUGAUAUGCUGCAACAUAAAAACUUUCGUAUCGUGUCUUCUCCGUCUGAAUUUUAAGGAACUUCUCGCAAAAGUUGUAUAAAGCGGUUUCGCCUCCUGUGUUUCAUUUUGCGUGGCGCGCUGGGCGGCCGAUUCAAUGUUUGGGUCUACUUUAAAUCAUUCAUUCUGCUUGAUAACAGCUGCAAAACAAACGUCUCUUGUGAAUGUAGGCAGCGGCCGUCUACCUGCUUCCUGCUCACCUUUCCCCGAGAAAGGAAUACACGCGCAGCUGCCUCAAAAAUGAGCGCGCCUUGUAUGUCGGCAGGCAACCUGGGUCGUGUCUGUCGCCUUGGACGUCACAUCACAUCAUAAGCUGGGAAAUCUGUACUUAAUUGGGGUCACUUUGUAGCAUGAUGCCGUGUUUUAGGAGCUCUGUAUAAAUAAAUCGCGCCUGGAAAGUUUUUGGCUAAACUUGAUCCAUAAAUUGUAUGUUACAAUGUGUUUUUCCCCGAUGCGUUUAUUGUGAGCAUUGAGGUAUUCCGUGUUUUAAAAGAAAAAAAUGGGGGGGAGGGGUUGAAUGUGCGUGAAUUCUCUUUGGAAGUACUUUGCUGUAUUCAGUGUGUUUUAUGUUACGCAGAAAUAAAAAUGCUUGUUGACAAUGGA
Molecule: messenger RNA, 2340 nt
Organism: Sphaerodactylus townsendi
Lineage: Eukaryota; Metazoa; Chordata; Lepidosauria; Squamata; Sphaerodactylidae
Gene: HOXA7
Product: homeobox A7
Biological process (GO): anterior/posterior pattern specification; regulation of transcription by RNA polymerase II
Cellular component (GO): nucleus
Molecular function (GO): DNA-binding transcription factor activity, RNA polymerase II-specific; RNA polymerase II cis-regulatory region sequence-specific DNA binding
Source: RefSeq, a predicted model, not a curated record